Molecule: messenger RNA, 2352 nt
Organism: Penaeus chinensis
Lineage: Eukaryota; Metazoa; Arthropoda; Malacostraca; Decapoda; Penaeidae
Product: 1-aminocyclopropane-1-carboxylate synthase-like protein 1
Exons: 10
Coding region: 393-1739 (448 amino acids)
Biological process (GO): amino acid metabolic process; biosynthetic process
Molecular function (GO): pyridoxal phosphate binding; transaminase activity
Source: RefSeq, a predicted model, not a curated record
AACCCUCAACCCAAGUCCUUGUGAGUCCAUGCGAUGUAUUCUCGUUCAAGGUGAAUUGCAUGAAUUAAAAAAGACCGAGUAUAUUCCACAAAUGUCGGUUUCGCAGUCAGUGUAAGUCAAGACAUACUGGCUACAUCUUUAUAAUCGCAGAAACAGGUCGCAGUUAUCGAAAUACUGUGGUCAGUCACCCACUCUUCAACCUGGAGGAGGAACGUGCGUCGUCACUAUGAACGACCAGUGUAUGUGUGCGAGGGAGGUCAAAUGUACGCAGAGACCCUGAGUGUUCGUGCGGACUCACCAGUGACAGUGUGGGGAGUUGUGAGCGCGGCGGCCGAGGGGCAAGUCAUUCAGAAAAGAUUAUUCAGCAGCAUUUUGGAAAAGAACGUAAGACCAUGAGCAAGACGAGCAGGGAAGCAGAGGAUGAGAUGCUAUUGUCUUUGAGAGGCAAGCAGACAGCAGACUACAAGGAUUUCCUGUUUAUAUACAAGCAGAGAGCGAGCGCAGAUCCAUAUGACGCAGUCCAGAAUCCUCACGGUAUCAUCAACAUGGGCACAGCUCAGAGUCACCUCAUGGCCGAGGAACUUACACAACAGCUGAGCAGGAGCAGUGCCUUUGCUUUCUCCAAGAAAUAUCAACAAUACUAUGACUUUUCAGGCAUCCCCGAGUUGAAGGAGGCAAUAGCCAACUUCUUGACCAGACAUAUGAACCCUCAUAAGCAGCUCUUGCCAGAAUAUAUUGUAGUGAUGCCUGGAGCAACCUCAUGCAUUGAUGCCUUAGCCCAUGCCCUGUGUGACAGAGGAGAUAUCAUUAUAACAGCCACUCCAAGUUAUGGUUGCAUUUUCAGAGACGUGAAUGAUCAUGCUGGCGUCAUAGUAGAACCUUUAAAUCUUGUGCAGGGCAAGGACAGUAAGACAAGUUUUAUUCUGGAGGCAGAAGCACUGAGGACACAUAUUCAGUCACUAAAAGCAUCAGGUCGUCGGGUCAGAGCCUUCAUCCUGCUCCAUCCCAACAAUCCUUUGGGUGAUGUCUAUGAACCAGAGUUGCUCCAUGAUCUUAUGGCUGUGUGCACCAGAGAAAAGAUCCACUUCAUUAGUGACGAAGUGUAUGCACUGUCAGUCUUUGACGAGGGUCCAAGGUUUCAUAGUGUACUCAGCUUGGAAGCUCCAGAUCCCGAGAGAACACAUGUUAUUUGGAGUUUUAGUAAGGACUUUAAUCUGGCCGGUUUGAGGGUGGGAGUCAUUGUGAAUGUCAGUCCUCAGGUGACCUCUUGCCUGAGGGCUGUUGCUGAAUAUAAAUGUGUUCCCCACAUCAUCCAGCAUGCUGCAGCCACACUCCUCAAUGAUACAGAAUGGUGUGACAAGUUUUAUCUUCCAACAAACAGAGCAAGGCUUGCCAAGGCAUACAAGGAAACAUGCAAACGUCUAGAAAUCAUGGGAGCUCAUGUCAGGAAGGCUAGGGCAGGCUUUUUUGUGUGGUUUUCUGUUCAGCCAUUCAUGAAGGAGAACACAGAAGAGGAAGAAAUGGCACUGCAGGAAGAAAUUAUGGAUGCAGGGUUAUACAUAGCACCAGGAACAAAAUUUUACUGCAUUUCACCAGGCUGGAUGCGUCUUGUAUUCACAGUUCCCAAGCAGGAGUUAAAUGAGGGUUUGAGACGUUUAGAGGGUGUCUUGCGAAGACGACAAGCAAUGUUAAAGAUAUUGAAAACAAGCAAAUGUGCAGAAUCUCUAGAAAAAAAAUGAAAUAUAUUCUAUGCUGAGCAGAUUUAUGUGAAGCAAUAGAUUUUAUAUUGUGAUAUUAUUACAUCAAUAUACUCAUGAUUAUUUUUAUAAAUUCACUUUUUAGAAUUCUCAUUAUACACAUAUGCUAUACUAUAUUACUUUAUGGUAAAAUCUGGUGAUUGUUUUGCAUGUUCAAAUGGUUGAUAGAUUGUUUUAAGUAUAGAUGAAACACUCUCUAUUAUGAAAACUACCUGUGAUGAUAUUACUUGACAUUCCUAUCUUAAGAACAAAUACUGUAAUAUGAUUUAGUAAUUGAUAAAUCUAUGUCAUAAACAAAACAAAAUCAAUUUAAUUCUCUUGUGCAACUAAGUAAUGGAAAUCUUACUUGAUUACUUAUUUACUGGAUUGUUUAUGGCCAGUUCAGCUGAAAUAUUUUUAUGCAAGUUUUAGCAUUAUUUCAUUGUCAGUUUUGACAAGGUUAGACAUGAUAUGAGUUGAUAAUGUGUUGUACUAAGCCCUUGAGUACAUUGGCUCAGGGAACAUCAGCUGCAAGAAAAAUGUUCCAGAGCAAGAAGUCUUAGUAAAGUUUAUGCAUGUAAAGGCUUACAUUUAUAAAAAAGUGUUACUAUUUUGA